AUGGCGGCCUCUUGGUUUGCCCUGCGCGGCGGCCGACAGCUGGCCCUGCGGUCGCGUGUUCGUGUCGGUCCCUCGCCGGUCUCACUGCGCACUGCCUCGGUUGCGCCAUUAGCUAUUUCUCGACGCUGCCUGAACACCUCCCAGCAGGCGACGCCCUCAACGGCAGCUCGCCGCGGUGUUUACACCAGCUCCGUCAACGCCCAUGGCGACCCUCACCCCGAGGACAUGUUCCAGCCCCUCGAUACUUUCCCUCGCCGCCACAUUGGCCCCUCUCCCGAUGCCGCGUCCGAGAUGUUGGCCGUGCUCGACCCUCCAGCGGCCUCGCUUGACGAGUUCGUCAAGCAGGUCCUCCCCGCGGACAUCCUCUCUAAGAAGAACCUGAAGGUCGCCGAGCCCCAUGCCGACAUCAGCCUGUACCGCUCCCCCGUGCAGGGCGGUCUGGGCGAGACCGACAUGCUCAAAUUGCUUGACACCUACCGCAAGCAGAUUGACAUCUCCGGCAAAGCGUACAUCGGUACCGGCUACUACCCGACCAUUGUUCCACCCGUCAUCCUGCGCAAUGUGCUGGAGAACCCGGCGUGGUACACCAGCUAUACUCCCUACCAGCCUGAGAUCUCCCAGGGCCGCCUGGAGUCUCUGCUGAAUUUCCAGACUCUGACCGCAGAUCUGACCGGCCUGCCCUUCGCCAAUGCUUCCAUCCUGGACGAGGGCACCGCUGCCGCCGAGGCCAUGACCAUGUCCUUCGCCACCAUGCCCGCUUCCAAGCAGAAGAAGGCCGAGAAGUCAUAUGUCGUGUCGCACCUCUGCCACCCGCAGACCAUUGCCGUGAUGCGCUCGCGUGCCGAGGGCUUCGGCAUCAAACUUGUGGUUGGUGAUAUCAUGGCGAAUGACUUCCAGCUGGUCAAGGACCAGGGCGACCACCUGAUUGGUGUCUUGGGCCAGUAUCCCGACACCGAGGGCGGCAUCUACGACUUCCAGUCCCUCAGUGACUCCACCCACGCCCAGGGCGGUACCUUCAGCGUCGCCACCGACCUGCUGGCUCUGACUGUCCUGAAGGCCCCCGGCGAGUUCGGUGCCGACAUUGCCUUCGGUACCGCCCAGCGCCUGGGCGUGCCUAUGGGCUUCGGUGGCCCCCACGCCGCUUUCUUCGCCUGUGCUGACAAGUACAAGCGCAAGGUACCUGGCCGUGUUGUGGGUGUGUCCAAGGACCGCCUCGGCAACCGUGCCCUGCGUCUGGCUCUGCAGACCCGUGAGCAGCACAUUCGCCGUGAAAAGGCCACGAGCAACAUUUGCACCUCGCAGGCUCUCCUUGCCAACAUGACUGCUAUGUACGCCAUCUACCACGGUCCCGUUGGUCUGAAGUCCAUUGCUCAGCGCAUCAUGGCCAUGACCUCUCUGCUCCGCGAGAAGCUCGUUGCUCUUGGGUACAACGUGCCUGUUCGCUCCAACACCGAGGGCGGUGUGGUCUUCGACACUCUGGCCAUUGAACUUGCAGACGCUUCCGAGGCCGAUGCCGUCUAUGCUGCUGCCCGCGAUGCGAACAUCUUCCUGCGCCGCCUUGACGGCAACAAGGUCGGUAUCUCUUUGGAUGAGACUGCCGGCCGCGAUGAGGUCAAGGGCCUUCUGGAUGUAUUUGCCGCCUACAAGGGUGCUUCUCCUGUGGAGAUGGAUGGCCCUCUUGGUCUUGCUUCAAUUCCCGCCAGCCUGGAGCGUACCUCGCCCUACCUGACCCACCCCGUUUUCAACACUCACCACUCCGAGACUGAGAUGCUGCGCUACAUCCACCAUCUCGAGUCCAAGGACCUUUCUCUGGCCCACUCCAUGAUUCCUCUCGGGUCCUGCACCAUGAAGCUCAACGCUACCACGGAAAUGAUCCCCAUCUCUUGGCCCGAGUUCUCCCAGAUCCACCCCUUCAUGCCCGCCGACAAGGCCAAGGGCUACAACCAGAUGAUCGACGACGUCGAGCAGCAGCUUGCCGAUAUCACUGGCAUGGCCGAGGUCACCGUGCAGCCCAACUCCGGUGCUCAGGGUGAGUUCGCCGGUCUUCGUGUCAUCAAGAAGUACCAGGAGGCCCAGGGUGACGCCAAGCGCGACGUCUGCCUAAUCCCCGUCUCCGCUCACGGCACCAACCCUGCGUCUGCUGCCAUGGCCGGCAUGCGUGUUGUCACCAUCAAAUGCGACACCAAGACCGGUAACCUGGAUCUUGCCGAUCUCAAGGCCAAGUGCGAGAAGCACAAGGACGAGCUUGCCGCCUUCAUGAUCACCUACCCCAGCACCUUCGGUGUCUUCGAGCCUGGUGCCAAGGAGGCCUGCCGCCUGGUCCACGAGUACGGCGGCCAGGUGUAUAUGGACGGUGCCAACAUGAACGCCCAGAUCGGCCUGUGCUCGCCCGGCGAGAUCGGCGCCGACGUGUGCCAUCUGAACCUGCACAAGACUUUCUGCAUUCCCCACGGUGGCGGCGGUCCUGGCGUCGGCCCUAUCGGUGUCGCCAAGCACCUGGCACCCUUCCUGCCCUCGCACCCCGUCAGCGAGUACCUGCAGUCAAAGCGCGGCAGCACCUCAUCCCCGCCCAUCAGCGCUGCCCCCUGGGGUAGUGCCAGCAUCCUGCCCAUCACCUUCAACUACAUCAACAUGAUGGGCGACCGCGGCCUCACGCACGCUACCAAGAUCACCCUGCUGAACGCGAACUACAUCCUCUCCCGGCUGAAGCCGCACUACCCGAUCCUGUACACCAAUGACCACGGCCGCUGCGCACACGAGUUCAUCCUCGACGUGCGUGUCUUCAAGGAGACCUGCGGCGUCGAGGCAAUUGACAUCGCCAAGCGUCUCCAAGAUUACGGCUUCCACGCGCCGACUAUGUCUUGGCCCGUCGCCAACACGCUGAUGAUUGAGCCCACCGAGUCCGAGAACAAGGCUGAGCUGGACCGUUUCUGUGACGCACUCAUCUCCAUCCGCCACGAGAUCGCUGACGUCGAGGCUGGCAAGCAGCCGCGCGAGGGCAAUGUCCUGAAGAACUCGCCCCACACUCAGCGCGACCUGCUGACGACUGAGUGGAGCCGCCCCUACACCCGUGAGACGGCCGCGUACCCGCUGCCCUACCUGUUGGAGAAGAAGUUCUGGCCGACGGUGACUCGUGUUGAUGAUGCCUUCGGCGAUCAGAAUCUCUUCUGCACCUGCGGCCCCGUUGAGGACUCGGAAUAG
Molecule: messenger RNA, 3201 nt
Organism: Penicillium canariense
Lineage: Eukaryota; Fungi; Ascomycota; Eurotiomycetes; Eurotiales; Aspergillaceae
Product: glycine decarboxylase subunit P
Exons: 2
Coding region: 1-3201 (1066 amino acids)
Biological process (GO): glycine decarboxylation via glycine cleavage system
Cellular component (GO): mitochondrion; glycine cleavage complex
Molecular function (GO): pyridoxal phosphate binding; glycine dehydrogenase (decarboxylating) activity; glycine binding
Source: RefSeq, a predicted model, not a curated record